GGUCUUAGCCAGCCCAUCUAUUAGGCUUCCUUCUCUAACCUUUUCCCCAAGGAGAGAAACGAGAAAGGCUCACCGUGGAAUCGAUCGAAUCGUAGCGAAGCAGCGGCGGCGGCGGCGGCGAUGGGGAUCGGCGAGCACUUUGAGGGCGUGAAGCAGCACUGGGCGCGCAACUUCGCCUUCCUCGACUACUUCAAGAAGGUCUACGGCCGCGAUCAGCCCCUCCCCAAGUGGUCCGACGCCGACGUCGAAGAGUUCAUCGCCUCCGACCCCGUCUACGGCCCCCAGCUCAAGGCACUGAGGGAGUCCAGGAAGUUCGCGCUCGGCGGGGCCCUGGCCGGCGCCGCGCACCUCGGCGGCGUUGCCUUCAAGUACUCCAAGAGCCCGCACGGUGUCGUGCUGGCGACCGGGUUCGGAGCGCUCACUGGCGCCGUGCUCGGAUCGGAGGUGGCCGAGCACUGGUACGAGCUCUACAAGAUGGACAAGCAGGGGGCCAACCUCAGGUUCAUCUACUGGUGGGAGGACAAGGUCGCAGGCCAGAAGAACUGAAGAAGACUUCUGCAUAAGGUUGCACCUGUUUCAGCUUUACUGGUUUGACAAGAGAAUGAUGUCUCCAGUUUGGGAUUUGUAGUUUCUACUUCCUAGUCUUUUUCCAAUAAGGUGCAUAUUGGCAAUCAAUUGGACAAUGUAUUUUAUUUUCUCUACUAUGGGUUUGCUCCCAGUUCUCUAUGAUGUUCAUCUUUGCACCUACGGAAAACUAAAUGCCAGUACUUUUCAGUCUAUCAGUAAUGACUAUUCUGCAGGUUGUAAGUAUUCAAUGACCUUAAAAAUAAUAUAGGGGAUGCCUACUUCUUUGAAUCA
Molecule: messenger RNA, 858 nt
Organism: Hordeum vulgare subsp. vulgare (domesticated barley)
Lineage: Eukaryota; Viridiplantae; Streptophyta; Magnoliopsida; Poales; Poaceae
Product: succinate dehydrogenase subunit 6, mitochondrial
Exons: 4
Coding region: 121-546 (141 amino acids)
Cellular component (GO): outer membrane
Source: RefSeq, a predicted model, not a curated record